Coccidioides immitis RS is the source of this 3463-nucleotide messenger RNA. RefSeq lists its product as uncharacterized. Lineage: Eukaryota; Fungi; Ascomycota; Eurotiomycetes; Onygenales; Onygenaceae. The transcript has 6 exons. Bases 74 to 2638 code for a protein of 854 amino acids. The record is from RefSeq and is a predicted model, not a curated record.
CUCAAAGUAUCUCAGAGGCUUUACAGCUCACAUAGUCUGGUGAAACCCAGAAAGAAACUCAUCAUCGCUUCAAAUGGCCGAAGAAAUUGGCGAAGAGCGUAUUGCUCGUCUUCAAACCCUCCAAAUGGAGGACCUCGGCAUUGCGAGACGUGAUUACCUUUCGACACGAGACGAAGGCCCAAAGCAAGUGCUGUCCUUGAGUCGUUUGGAGGCUUCUAGAGCCUCAAACCAAGAGGGAACGGAGUGUCACCGUCUAGCUGAAGAGAAUAAGGAUAAAUUGGAUGCGUGGAAGAAUGCCUGGAAAACUCUUGGUCAAGCUGAAGGUGAUGAUCUCGCUCCUAUGAUGGAGGGACAAUGGCAUAGGUACAACCUAAUGCAAACAAUCAAAUCAAACGGUGGUCAGAAGUACGAGGCCGAAACUGAUACGUCGGUUCAUCCGCGUGGCCGACGUGCUCUCGGAGCCCCUGGGGGCACUGGUCGAGGUGGUGGUGUUAUUGGAGCUCGUGGACGUCACCAGUCAAUUUCCCAAAGAUCGAGUGCUACUGUAAAGGAACGUGGCAAGGAAAGGUCCAGGGGACAUGAUUUUACAUCUGGUCGUCCGUUAGACCCUUCAAGGGAUAUUAACAAUCCGCAGUCACCUCAAAGACGGGGAGGAAAAGGCCGUGGCAAUGCACGCUUACGACCAGCCACUAUGAGACCUCGCGUUCCGGUUUCGGCACAUCCAAAUGAAAAUCAUGGACCCAUGCUGGCAGAUACGGCUUCUUUCAUGGCAGCUGUUUCGGUGCUACGAACUGCUCAUGUUUCUUCAAGGCCAACCGCAGUCUCUGAGAAGGGACAUAAUACUCCCAUUAACGAUAGCAGUAGGCGUGAACCAACUCAUUCCGAGGCUGGCAAUAUCGAGCCUUGCAGGAACGCAGAGUCUGCCGAAAUCGCUAAGAGUGUGGGCAAAAUUGUGCAAAUUGAAAAAGCGAAAAUUACUCAAGAAAAGGACGUACAGAGGCUUCAUGAAACGAUCGCUGAGCUUUCUAAUGCUGAACCAACACCGGAGCGGCCAGUUUGGGAUAUUAUAGAAGUAUUUGGGAGUCCUUCCUCUACGAAAGAGACCCAGACUGACUCCAUGAAAAAAAAGGUCGACCAGGGAUUUAGCAGCACCCUUCCUCAACCUGUGGCUCGCAUGCGUCGCCAGAAGCAAGUUUUGGACGACGGUCACAUUGAUAGAGACAAUACAUCGAUGCCUUCGGUAAAUUUCAACUCUCCGACCAUUAUGAAUGAUGGAUCCAAAGCCCCCACUGGUGCUCAGUCUUCGACUGCGGUUAAGCCCUGCAAGGAUACAGGCAUGGAACAGGAGCGUAAUGCCUCCGAAAAUGUUUCAUUGAUAACAGAGGAGAAACAAACACACUACAUUGAAGACGAUGACGCAGAGAGAGAGGUUGAAGAGCUUCGACAGACACUUUCAGCAGGCUAUCUUCUUCCGUCUAUUCGAAAGCUCUUGACUGACCGUAAGAAGGAGCUAGAAGACACUUUAUAUUUUAAAGAAACCUGCCCUUUGCCGGCAUCAAUGAGCACUCAGCCGUCCGGAGAUGAAACUAAACAACUAGACUUGGCUGCAGUUUCAGCAGCUCCUUCAACAAAUGGAAGUACCUUUGUGCAAUCAAAAGUGCUUCGUGAGUCACAAAGUGAAGUUGCGGCGUCGAGAAAAAUACCUAUGAAAGGUGGUCAAUCUAGAGUGAAACCGGCGGAUGGUAAUAUCCAAUCCCAUGAUACGACUCAAGCUUCCAACCAAUUGACUUUGGUUAACGAUGAAGGUAACAUUAUUGGCAAUCACCUACUUCCAGGCCGAGGCAACGAGCCCGAGCCCGAGCUCCCCGUGGAGGUUCUUAGUAAGAUGCGCGAAGGCAAAUUUCAAUCGAGGAAAGGUAAAGAUGCGCGAUCACACGCCCGUGAUGUAUCUACGGGUUCAAACGCGUCAAAUAUCCAACGCAAGACCAUCCACACACGCGAUAAUGGAAACACCUCUACCUCUGGGAAAUCAUCCUCGCAACCUCUAUACGGGGCUCAGUUGAAAAUACGAGAGACAGCAUAUCUUCCCCAAACAGCAGCUGCCAUGCAAUAUGCUGGACAACUAUCCCAGAACGCCGCCGCUCUAGCUAACCAAAACGCACAACUUCAAGCUUCAUCCCACAUAACUGGACAAAAGACUAACAGUGUGGUUACCGAAACGGAGACAUCCCCUAUUAGAGGACGCGAGGGGUAUCGUAAUCGUGGUCAUACGCGAACUGAUUCUCUUGGAAGCAGAGUUGGAAGAAGCCACCCGUCAGAAGCAGUCCGUAUCUCCAGUCGUGCCACUUCACCUCCCUGUAGCCUAAGAGGAGAUGCAUUCAAAAGCCCACAGCAUGCAUCACUUUUAUCGGGCUCGAAAGUCAAUGACGAGAAUCACGUGCCAAAGAAUCUAGCUAAGAAGUCCACACAAGGUCUUGAGGCAUCCAGAUGGGCUCCAAAAGCUCCAGGAAAGCAAGGAAUAUCUGAUGAGGGCGCUCAACCGGGACUUGAGGCAUCUAUGUGGGCUCCUCGGCGUGAUGAGAAAUCAGACAGCCGCGGAGAAGGCUUGAUGGCAUCUCGCUGGGCUCCGCAAGGUUAAGAAAUGUGCCAACCAAAUAUCUUUUGUUCCCGCCAGUUUGCCGGAAGGAAUUUACGAACGGCAUUUAUUUAUCAUGGCUUUAUUUCAAUGAUAUUGCCAAUAUCGUUCUUUCUUCGAGAUAUCGCAACAGUUGGCCCCUAUCGCCCUCCAAGUUGCCUUGCUCCUUACAAUGAGUUUAAUGUGCUAGUCCGUGGGAUACGCAGUUUAUUUCCAUUUCCUUUCAGCUGGGUAUAUAUGGCCCUGUCAAGUAUGCCGAAAUGGAUUCGCCGACCCCUAUGCCCCGUUUAUCGGACCCCCGGCCCUGGAAUCAAAAAGGCACAUGAGGGUUCUUUAGGGACAAUAUAGCAAUAUUAUCUUCCCCUGACAAACGACUUGACCCGAACACGGCUUCCCCGUUACUAUGCUCCAUUUCUCUCCCCUUGGUGUUCUCCUGGAUUAACCUUACUGCAUUCUUGUUCUCGGUUCUUUGCGCAAUUUUUCAUGCCCAAUUCCCCCAGGUUUAUUCCCCCCCACGGCAACACCCACACCCACCUAAGCAUUGAAUGUAUUUCAUGACAAGCACGAAAUGAGCUUCUGCCUUACCCUAAGACUUCCAUGUCCCCAUUUGCAAAAGCCAAAUCCAAAUUGCUCUUCACGGUUCCCCAAUUAUCCCGAUAGAUUUGAUUCCCAAUUUUAGGCGUUACCCCUUUGACCAGCCCCUUGCAUUUGAGUGUACUCUCUAGAUUGACAACUGAAUUGCCCCUAAUACCCCCUUCUCCCCUGUGCCCCAAGUUGAAUGAUGCUUAGAUAGUUUAGUCGUCACCAAUGAAAAAGUUUUGCCUUCAG